AUGACAAAUCUUACAAACUUGUCGUUCGUUGCAUUGGACAUUUCUGGGGAGAAUUAUCUAUCGUGGGUACAAGAUGUAAAGUUGCAUUUGGGUUCAAAGAAAUUAAGCAACACAAUAAAGGCAGAAAACACAUCCACGAUCGAAGAAAACUUUACCUCUAUUAUUUUUCUCCGACACCACAUGCAUGAAGAUUUAAAAUCUGAGUACCUAGAAGUCGAGGAUCCCUUUAUUUUAUGGGAAAAUCUAAAGGAUAGGUUCGAUCAUCAGAAACUAGUUUAUCUACCUGCAGCUGAAAAUGAUUGGGCUAAUCUAAGGCUUCAAGAUUUUAAGAGUGUUCGGGCAUAUAGCUCAGCCCUAUUCAAAAUAAGUUCUAGGCUCAUUAUGUGUGGUGAGGUUGUUACUGAGAAAAGAAAGAUCGACAAAACAUUAUCUACUUUUCAUCCCAAUAAUAUCAACUUAGGCGAGAUGUACAGGGAGCGCAAGUUUGCUAAGUUUGGGGAUCUCCUUUCAACCCUCCUUGUUGCCGAGCAGAAUCAUGAUUGGUGA
Daucus carota subsp. sativus is the source of this 546-nucleotide messenger RNA. RefSeq lists its product as uncharacterized. NCBI's taxonomy places the organism in Eukaryota, Viridiplantae, Streptophyta, Magnoliopsida, Apiales, Apiaceae. The record is from RefSeq and is a predicted model, not a curated record. The transcript has a single exon. Bases 1 to 546 code for a protein of 181 amino acids.